Cimex lectularius (bed bug) is the source of this 4219-nucleotide messenger RNA. RefSeq names its product inaD-like protein. The transcript is spliced from 24 exons. Bases 82 to 4131 code for a protein of 1349 amino acids. Gene Ontology annotation, molecular function: protein binding. The record is from RefSeq and is a predicted model, not a curated record. NCBI's taxonomy places the organism in Eukaryota, Metazoa, Arthropoda, Insecta, Hemiptera, Cimicidae.
AGUGAGGAUCCACCACCAACCUCACCGACACCUUCACCAUCUCCUUCUGCAGUUAGCGAUACAUCCAAAGCAGGCUCAGACAUGGUGUUGAACACUGAGUGGGCCCAAGUAGAAGUUAUUGAUUUAAUAAACGAUGGUUCUGGCUUGGGUUUUGGAAUAAUUGGUGGCCGAAGUACAGGUGUCGUAGUUAAGACUAUCCUUCCAGGGGGAGUAGCCGAUCGAGAUGGUCGAUUACAAAGUGGAGAUCACAUUCUUCAAAUUGGAGAUGUUAACCUGAGAGGAAUGGGUUCAGAACAAGUUGCAGCAGUUCUCCGUCAAUCAGGAAGUCAUGUGCGUUUGGUCGUCGCUCGCCCUGUGGAACCUACAUCGCCUGAUUAUCAAGCACUUGGUUCACACGCUCCGAUAGUACCCACAAAAAUUUUGGCCGACCCUGAAGAAUUAGACAGACAUCUUAUUCAAAACGGCUAUCCCCAAGUAACAUACAACCUUGCAACGCCAAAUAAUGAUUCAUAUGAAAAUCCUUUUAUGUUUCAUCAAGAUGCCGAUUUAGAACUUAUGGAAAGGGAUCCAAGGCUCGUAGUUGAUGUUGUACCCUUGACACCGGCAUUACCUUUGCCAUUCCUCACGAUGGAUAUGUUACCAUUAGACACCCAACUCCCUGAAAUGGAAAGGUUUACAGUUGAACUAAAGAAAGAUAUCCAUGGUUUAGGCAUCACCAUUGCUGGUUAUGUCUGCGAAAAAGAGGAGCUAUCUGGGAUAUUCGUUAAAAGCAUUAGUAGUGGAAGUGCUGCAGAUGUGUGCAAGAAAAUCCAAGUCAACGAUAGGAUUGUGGAGGUCGAUGGGCAAUCUCUACAAGGUUACACUAAUCAUGAUGCCGUUGAAGUUUUGAGAUCAACUGGAGGCACAGUCCGCUUAUCUUUAGAGAGAUAUCUCCGUGGACCUAAAUUUGAACAACUUCAGCAGGCGAUUGCUAACAGCGAAUUGAAACCACCUACACCAUCUUCCCCUUCUGCCGUCUCUCUCCCAAGAUUUCCUGUGAGUGCUGAUGGUGAAGACACGACAGAAAUUGAGGUUGAAGGAGAAUCGGUAACGACAGUUGAUUCAAUGUACAUCAAUGAGGCUAGUAAUCCAGAUGUAGAAUUAGAUGAUGUUGAGCUUUUAAUUGACACCGACUAUGAAGGGCCGCUGAAAACUUCUGUAGAAGAAGCUAUAAAAACCAAGUGGUCUAAAAUAAUGGGACCAGAUGUUGAGAUUGUCGUGGGCCAAUUAAAAAAGUUCGGGGAAGGAGGAGGGCUGGGGAUCAGCCUAGAAGGAACUGUCGAUGUCGAGGAUGGCCAGGAAGUACGACCGCAUCACUACAUUAGAUCAAUUUUAGGAGAAGGACCAGUUGGUCAAAAUGGAAAAUUACAAUCUGGUGAUGAACUUUUGGAAGUGAACGGUCAUCGACUUCUUGGAAUGAAUCAUAUAGAAGUGGUUACAAUUUUGAAAGAAUUACCGUUAGCAGUCCGUAUGGUUUGUGCAAGACGAACUGGAGAAGGUGCAGCUCUACGUUUAAUUGAUACAUCCCAAGAUAGAGCUGCUUUUGCUGCAAGAAGCUUACUAGGAGGAAGUCUUCAAAACCUACUUCCGGCCAUGGAAAGACUCGUAAAGGCAAAAUCAGAUGGAUCUUUGGCUUCGACAACAACACCAACGACUGAGCCAAGCCUUUCCAAACUUCGCUCACGUUCCCUCGAACCGAUAACAGGUUUAGCUAUGUGGAGCUCUGAACCUCACAUUAUCGAGCUUGUUAAAGGAGAAAGGGGCCUUGGAUUUUCUAUCCUUGAUUACCAGGACCCAAUGAACCCCAGUGAGACAGUGAUUGUCAUACGUUCUUUGGUUCCUGGUGGAGUUGCUCAACUGGACGGCCGGUUAAUACCGGGAGAUCGCCUUCUGUCUGUCAAUUCGGUAGCGCUAGACAACGCUUCGCUGGACCAAGCGGUCCAGGCUUUAAAGGGUGCGCCCAAAGGGAUCGUUCGAAUAGCCGUUGCUAAACCGCUGCCCAUUCCGGACUCCGUUUCUAAUAGUCAGGAUGCUGAACUUGAAUUGAGUCAGGAUACGCCUACUCUUGACGAUCAUUCAAUGUACAGUUGUUCAGGGUCUAUCCACUCUGAACCGGAAGAUGAUCGAGAAAUUUUAGACAUGGAGAAUCUGGUGAUAGACGAGCUUCCACUAGAGGAAGAAGAAGAAGAAGAGCAUAUGAUUGUUGGCCCAGUAUGUGAGCGAUUGCUGGAAAAAGGCGAAAAAGAUGAAAUAGUAAAUAUUGAACAAAAAGUGCCUUUUGUGCCCUUACCUGUCACAUUAGAAUCAGAAGUCAAAAUUCACAAAGCUUCUGACCAAUUAGGUAUUAAUCUUGAAAUUGUCAACGAUGGUUUAAACGGCAUGGUUGUGACUGAAAUAAUUCCCAAUGGCGCGUUGGCAAAAGAUGGUCGCGUUUCUGUUGGAGAUUUCAUUACAACCAUCAAUAAUGAGUCUUUGCGACAUGUGACACAAGCUCAGGCGAAAUCAAUACUCAACCGAGUACAACUUCUCACAUCAGAUAUUAGUUUACGAUAUAUAGCGAAGAAGACUGCGGCUGAGUAUAUAAGGACCUGUCCGCCACAACAGACUAAAUACACCAUUCAACCGAGUCCAAGGAUAUUCCCAGAGUAUUACAGGUCUCCAUUCAUCGAGCCUGAGCUGACUGCAGCAGCAGAAAUACAUACGAAAAGUAGAUCUCCCAUCUACAGUCCGUUAGGUUGUGAAUCUGCAAGUGAUCGGGAAAGUGAAUAUGUUGACUGUGAUUGGAUUGAUGAUCGGAUGACUGGUGUUUGUUCCCCAUUGACUUCAAAAGAAAUAGAAGGCAAACCGCCUGAAACUUUUUUCUCGUCGUCUAGAAAAUUAAGUGCUAGUUCGUGUGAAAUUGAAUAUAUUAGUCAAGUGAUAUCGGGUGAUGAGAUAAGUGAACCUAAAAAACCUAAACCAGCUGAAAGUUAUAGCAAUAAAGCCAUUGUGUUAAAAAUAGAUAAAAAUAGUUUGUCUAUCAGUGACGAUACUCUUGACUUUGUAAAAGAAUUAGAUAAUGUUCAAAGACCUUCUGUGAAUACUUCGAUUUUUUCUAGAGAACGUUCAUUAGAAUCAUUACAUAGUUGUAAAGUUCAUGUUCAAAAUGUUAGAGAAUUGAGCAAAGGUCUUAGCGAACCAAUUCUAAAUAGUGAUAAGAAAAAAAGUGAACAUUUUAGGACAAGAAGAGAACUUUCUAGAAAAGGAACAAUGACUGUGACAAAAACAAGUUCAGCUAUUCUACUCGCAAACCACUGGGGCCCUCAACGAGCUGUUCAUAUUGACAGGGAGCCUAAAAGCAGCCUUGGAAUCAGCAUAGUUGGAGGAAAGGUCGAUCUUUAUAACUCAGGUCCAGACAGCUCUUCAGCUAUCUCAGGAAUAUUUAUAAAAAAUGUACUCCCUAACAGUCCAGCUGGACGCACUGGAGAACUCAAGACUGGAGAUCGCAUCCUGGAAGUUGAUGGAAUAGACCUCAGGCAUGCAAGUCAUGAACGAGCAGUUGAGGUUAUUCGUGCUUCAGGCAAUCCAGUAAAAUUUCUAGUACAGUCUCUUGUACAAUGGGGUGCUGAUGACUCUGCAAGUGAGAGUAGUUCAACAAAGGACGUGGAUGACAAGCUUAAAGCCUUAUCAUAUUCUGAAAUUUGCCAAGGCGAUACCAGUACUAGUGAAAUAAAUAUAAGUAAUGAAGAAACAUUGAAUGAUGUUGUCGAUAUUAAAGUAUCAACUGAAUCAGACCCGCCAGUGAAAGACACUUUAGACAUAUCAACUUCAAGUCCUCCUAAAUUUGUUAGCCAAGUGCCUGAGAUUGUUGUACCCAAACCUGAUCACAUUAGUUCAAGCGAGAGUGAAGAAAGCGAAGAUGAUGAAUAUCAAGAUAUGGAAGGAAAAAUCCGCACAGCUGCUGGAAUGGAGAUAUCAAGAGCAAGUGCUGGAAAUGUGAAGCGAAGCAAAGAGGAAGCAUCUAAAGACCCAGAAAAAGAAGACAUCUUCGGAUACACCACAAGUAAGUCCUUCCAUUAUGGUUCAGUAGAAGGUAAGAGUUUACAACAUUGACUAUACGAUUACCGUGCAUAGAAAUAUCAUAGUUACCUUCGAAGCAAUUUUUAUGUACACAUAAAACUGGCGAGUUUAAAACAAUUUU